Molecule: messenger RNA, 1452 nt
Organism: Microsporum canis CBS 113480
Lineage: Eukaryota; Fungi; Ascomycota; Eurotiomycetes; Onygenales; Arthrodermataceae
Product: aminopeptidase P
Exons: 4
Coding region: 1-1452 (483 amino acids)
Molecular function (GO): metalloaminopeptidase activity; manganese ion binding
Source: RefSeq, a predicted model, not a curated record
AUGACGUCCUACUCGAUCUCCGUCUCGGUCAAGGGAACCAACAUAAACAAAUAUCCCGGCAAACAGCACGCCCGCAGAGUCGCAGCACGCCUGGCUAAACAGAAGGGCCUCAUCUACCUACCCGGUCAGCAGACGGUGCUGUCCGAAGACUCAGACCAGGCCAGACCUUUCAAACAGCGCCGCUACUUCUUCUACGUGACCGGUGUCGUGGAGCCAGACUGCCAUGUUACCUACGACAUUGCCGAGGACAAGCUGACGUUGUACGUGCCGGAUUUUGACUUCAAGCGGACCAUCUGGACAGGCCCUACGCUGGGCAAAGAUGAUGCUAAACAGAGGUACGAUGUCGACGCGGUGGAAUACUACUCCUCCCUGGAAGGGGAUGUCCAGCGAUGGGCUCAGGGUAACCCAUCGACUCCCAUAUACAUACUACAUCCAGACCAGAAGCCGGUCACUCCGCUGACAGUGGCGUAUCUGUACGAGUCCAAGUCGCUGCAGCACGCAAUGGAUGCGUGCCGGGUGAUCAAGGACGAGCAUGAGAGCGAGGCCCAGAUAGCCGGCCUCUUCAUCGAUGUGUGUCUCUCCCUACGCUCGCGAGGCACAGCGUACCAGACCAUCGCAGCCUCGGGCCCCAACGGCGCAACACUACAUUAUACACGCAACAACGAGCCGCUGGCCGGCCGACAGAUGGUCGUGCUUGAUGCCGGAGCCGAAUGGGACUGCUAUGCCAGUGACGUAACGCGGUCGUUCCCGAUCCCGUCGAGCGUGAGCGGCAAGGAAAACAGUGGGAAAGGCGACUGGCCUAGCCGCGAGGCGGAGGAGGUCUACGCCAUCGUGCAGCGUAUGCAAGAGGAGUCGAUCAGCCGCGUGAGAGAGGGAGCCAUGUUCUUCUCUAUCCAUCAGCACGCACACUCCAUUGCGUUAGACGAGCUGCUCCGACUCGGCAUCUUGCGUAUCCCGCAUGGCUCGUCCAAGGCAGACCUGGUCAAGGCAGAAGCGACGGCCCUCUUCUUCCCGCAUGGUCUAGGCCACCAUCUCGGCCUGGAGGUGCACGAUGUCGCGCCGGAUAGCGGCACUGUUCCAGUAACGUCAUCAUCAUCAUCAUCAUCAUCAAGAGUAACAGCAGUAACAGCACAGUGUCAGGACGGACUGAUGAGCGUCACCGAGCAUCGACCUCCAUGCACGCUCUCUGCACCACCGCUGGCGGCCGGCAUGGUCAUCACCGUCGAACCGGGCAUCUACUUCAACAGGCUGGCCAUCGACCAGGCUCGAGCGGAGAGGGACAAACCAGGCUCGAAGGGCAGGUUUGUCGACUUCGACGUCGUGGAGCGCUAUAUGGCCGUGGGUGGUGUGAGGAUCGAGGAUGACGUGCUGGUCACGAAAGACGGGAGCAGAAACCUCACUGAUGCGCCCAAGGGGCAAGACAUGCUCGAUAUGAUCUACGAUCGAUGCUGA